AUGAAUAUGCAUAAUUACAAACCGGUUGGGCUUCUGCUCACUCUGAAUAUUUUGGUCAUUUUAUCCCUCUCUGGCGUUCUUUCCGAUGCCAAUUACAAUGAAAAGGUCUCAAGAGUUAAUUUUCUCUAUCCUGCAAUCAAACUGGUUCACGAUAUCGAAGUAAAUCCUGGACCUGGCCAGCGAACAAGAAACAAGAGCAACAAGGUCAAAAUCGCUCACCUCAACGUGAGAUCACUCAAGCAUAGAGAGCAUUUCAUACAAGUUAAGGAUACCGUUAUUUCCAACGAUUUUGACGUGUUUACUAUCUCUGAAACAUGGCUGGACAACUCCGUUUCUAAUUUAGAAGUCGAAAUUCCCGGCUACAACGUUUUUAGAGUAGACCGUCAAAAUAAAAGAGGCGGCGGUGUGUGUUCUUAUGCGAAGCAGAGCUUCAAAACUCAAGUGCUUAAUGAAAUCUCUGGCAUAUCAAAUGGCGGGCUACACCAACUUUGGAUGGAAAUUAAGGUACGCAGUUUUAAGUCCUUUGUGGUCUGCACAACCUAUCGACCUCCUGGAUCUCCAAUUGCUUGCCUUGACAACGACUUAGGACCAAGCCUAAUCUCUGCAUUGCUACUAAAUAAACCAAUUUACAUACUUGGAGAUAUAAAUUGCAACCUAUUACAGUCCGACCUGCCUGAUUCCCAAGCACUUAUAAGCUUCUGUUCUACCUACAACUUGAAUCAGAUAGUCACUCAACCUACUCGUAUUACUCACUCCACCGAAUCCUUAAUCGAUGUAAUUCUUGUGUCAAAUGCAAAACAUGUUCUCGACACCAAAGUGYUAUCUUCAUCGAUAAGCGACCAUGACCUUGUUUACGCUGAGCUGGGUUUAAAAAAGCCGCGCACUCAAGCCACCUUUGUCACUACGAGGACCCUUAAAGAGUAUUCUCCGGAUAAAUUCUUGAAUGACAUUGCACUCGCACCCUGGUCAGUCCUAGAUGUUUUCGACGAUCCUGAUGACAAAUUGUACGCUUUUAACUCAAUGUUUAAURACAUCCUAGAGGAACACGCGCUAGUGAAAACAAUUCGCAUGCGAGGACGACCAAAUCCCUACAUUACUGAUGAGAUUCGCAAUUUGAUGGCAACAAGAGAUAAUUGGAAGCGUAAUUUCAGGCAAACUAAAGACCCAUUUGCCUGGUCUGCGUAUAAGAAUUUUAGCCGCGAGGUUAAAAGAGAAAUACGUAUGGCGGAGAAAGAGUUUGUGGCACAACAAAUUAAAGAAAACAAGAACAACACUAACAGCAUGUGGAAAGCAAUUCGUGGUUGCAUCCCCAAAAAGUCUGCCUCUCAGAAAACAUAUUCAAAGGACAACGAAAUCGUAGCCAACGAAAUUAAUAUUUUCUUUGCAAAUGUCGGCACAAAUACAAUUGAGAAAGUUAACGCCUUGGGCAGAGCAAUUCAAGGGUGAAUCCAACAACAGCACGUUUGUCCCUCGAGGGUAUUCCGAAC
Actinia tenebrosa (Australian red waratah sea anemone) is the source of this 1487-nucleotide messenger RNA. RefSeq lists its product as uncharacterized. NCBI's taxonomy places the organism in Eukaryota, Metazoa, Cnidaria, Anthozoa, Actiniaria, Actiniidae. The record is from RefSeq and is a predicted model, not a curated record.